Molecule: messenger RNA, 672 nt
Organism: Fusarium redolens
Lineage: Eukaryota; Fungi; Ascomycota; Sordariomycetes; Hypocreales; Nectriaceae
Exons: 3
Coding region: 1-672 (223 amino acids)
Source: RefSeq, a predicted model, not a curated record
AUGGCUGAAGACAAGAAAGAUAUUCCUGUUACGAAUGAGGGCAUGGGGCAGCCUCUUUCGGCGAAGAAUCAGGUCCUUACUGCUGGUGCUGCUGUGACGCAGGAGUUUCGACCUGUAAAGCAUAUUUGCGCUCAUCUCAAUGCAUUUCAUGCAUAUGCCGAUGAUCCCUCUCGCUUCGUCGAAGCAAACCACUACUGCGCUCAUCUAAACGAGGACGUCCGCCAAUGUCUCCUCUACGACUCCGACGAGCCCAACGCGCGCCUCAUCGGAAUCGAGUACAUGAUAACACCCAAACUCUACGAAACCCUCGACAAAGAAGAGCGCAAACUCUGGCACUCACACGUCUACGAAGUGAAAUCUGGAAUGCUCAUAAUGCCGAACCGCGCGGUCCCCGAAAGCGCAUGGCAAGUAGCUGAAAACUACGAAAUGGAUCAAGUUGUGCAACUUUAUGGCAAGGUGUAUCAUUUGUGGCAGACGGAUCGCGGUGAUACGUUGCCGUUGGGGGAGCCGAAGCUUAUGACGAGUUUUACGGCGGAUGGACAGUUUGACUUUGAGAAGAAUGUGGGGGAGAGGGAUAGGAGGUUUGGGACGGAUUGGAGGGUUAAGAAGGAGGCGAGGAAGAAUAUCCCAAGUCCGGCUGUUCAUGAGGGUGAGUAUGAAUGGAGUCAUUGA